GACUAAAUUUACAGAACAUAUUUUGCAAAUCAGUAUCUGCUAAGAAGCCUUAGCUACGGAAAGAACCGCAACCCACUAUUCUAGGAGCGAUUACCGCUGCCUGCCUGCACUGCAUACGACUUAUGCUUCUGAUUUACUUCUGCAAAAAUGGCGGAAGGAGGUAUCAGUCGUACAGUGUCAGAUUCUGAGAGCAACCUCACUCACAGCAGCAUGAACAGUCGUCACUCUCAGGCAAGUCAGCAGCCGAUGUUUGUAUGAGAUAAAGCCGAUUGUAACAUACGUGAGGGGGGGGGGGGAUUUUGCGACGUACAACUAAGCAAUGCAUAAUACGCCAUUUUGCCCUACAAAAAUAAUGUUCCAUGAUCUGUGUAGAUCACAUUCAAGAUUUUAACAUUCCACCAAGUUAACUGUUUGGAAUAAAAAUGUUAAAACGUUGCCAAUUUAGAAAAUAUUACAUGAUUGUAUUUGUUUUAUUCGACGAACUCCUAAGGCGAGUGGAACACGAAGUAACACAAUCAACAUGUGUGAUUCAACACACCGGAACACCCAGUAUUCAUUAUGUCGAAAGUGUUUCCCUGGAGAUCUGUAACAUCAUGACUCGGCUCGGAUACGGCGAGGAAAUAAGACGGUGGAGGAUUGAGAAGUACUGCGAGAAUGAUAGACAUCUAAAUGCACGACCACGUAUAAUAAAACUACAGACAGCUGGAAGCAAGGCAGAGGGCCUUACCUGCCUUUUCGAAAGUGACAGGGACUUUUUAUACACGCUGAAAGGUGUCAUAUGUGUAGAAACUGGUAUCAAUCUUAACACUAUACCAGACGACAUAAGUGUGUUUGGGAUAGACGAUACAGGUGUUUAUCCAGGACACUGUAAACUGUUACUAAAAAGGCCAGCAGCGCGUCUUCAUAAUACCAUUAUAAAAGCUGCUCUGUGUAAAAUUGGUUAUGGGGAAUUUCUAUUAAGUAGUGUUUUAUUUAUAGAUGAAUGCUCGAGAAUGUUGAGACUUACAAUUCAACAUAGUCUUGGACCGGUGGAAAGUGUGCUCCAUGAACGCGCGGGGCCGGCAUUACCGCAAACCGUGGGAGGAAUAUUAAAGGUGGACAAGGUAUAUUCAAUACGCUGUCAGUGCCCCAGCAUCCUACACAGAUGGGCUGUCAGACCCCGUCAUUGGCCACAAUCAGUUGUUGUUCAGAAAGUCGUAUCGUUAGGAGCCUAUGUAACCCCGACGGGAUUUAAGGAAAGUAAAAACAAGCACAUCGAAUGGAGGAUUUGUUUUAACUUCGGUGAGACAGAACUUAUGAACAACCUUAAUGACACACAAGCGAAAGUGUAUGUUCUGCUUAAAUGGAUCCUUAAAGACAUAAUUAAACCAACUAAUAAAGAAAUAACAUCGUACGUGGUGAAAAACAUCAUUUUAUGGCAAGCUGAAAACAUCCCACAGACAGAGUUUAAUUCACGUAGCUUACUGCACUGGCUUCAUGACGGACUGAGAGAGCUUAGGUCUGCUAUUGAGAAAAAACUACUUAAAUACUACAUGAUUCCAGAGAGAAAUUUAAUGGAAGCCUGUGGUUUGGAGGAUGCACUGAAGCGUAAAUGGAUAAAAGAUAUCACGGAAAUGAUUGAGAUGGGUCCCAAUGUAAUACUGAGAUUGGAGAAGAUACGAAGGGCCAUUAUCGCGUCCCCAGAGCCGAUGCUGUGGUUCAGCAAAACAAGGAUAGAGCUGGAGAUGCUGUAUCUGGAGUACUUUAACAGAGCUUUGAAAUGUAAAAGAGAAAACGGUGAGCAGGAUGUCCCGGAUUUCAUGUUGUAUGCGAUACGGAAACGCCAGGAAGAGAUAGAGUUAGAGGUGGGAAGACGUAUGCGUAUGGAGGGCUGUUCUAUAAAUGAAAUCCACAAAAUCAUCUAUAGAAUGUUGAUAUAGUAACGAAAUACAAAUACUUACAUAUCACGUGAAUCAUGGCUAUACUUAUAGUCACAUAUUCGUUUCAAAACAUGCAUACAGCCAUAAAUUGGCUUAUUGAUGGUAUAUACGGUAUUAAAUUAUGAACAUUA
This is a messenger RNA of Dreissena polymorpha, 2050 nucleotides long. RefSeq lists its product as uncharacterized. The transcript is spliced from 3 exons. Lineage: Eukaryota; Metazoa; Mollusca; Bivalvia; Myida; Dreissenidae. Bases 423 to 1919 code for a protein of 498 amino acids. The record is from RefSeq and is a predicted model, not a curated record.